This is a messenger RNA of Dermacentor andersoni, 5979 nucleotides long. RefSeq lists its product as uncharacterized. Lineage: Eukaryota; Metazoa; Arthropoda; Arachnida; Ixodida; Ixodidae. The record is from RefSeq and is a predicted model, not a curated record.
GACAAUAGCAUAUACCCGCAAUACAGCAAUUGGUCAAUUACAGCAACUGCCCAGGAUGGUAGCGACGACUUUUACCAAGCUUGCAGCUGGAUUUGUACUGCUUUCGGCAUUUGUAUUUGGCCAUGGAAACUGUGAAGACCAACCGUGCAACGUUCUCGAAGCAGCCUCCUGCUAUUGGAAUACAGCGGUUAAGUACGUCGUAAAGGACAUAGUUUUCAAGCUCGCAGCAGAGACAGCGCACCUGAAAAAGCUAUGUGGCAUAAAGGAAGCGUUGCCGCCUGUGUCAUACUGUGCGCCCUUGUAUGCCGGAUGCAGCGAAGAGGUUCGAAGGCACUUCGGAGUACCAGAGCACGGCUACCGCAUAGUGCAAAACGGCCUUAUGGAUCGGGCCAACUGUGAAGGACUGGGCGUACUGAGCUCCUGCAUCGACUCAUCUGCUUUGCUACGCAGUUGCCGUAUUAGUCUUGCCUUGGAACCUACGGUUGAGAAUGCUCACAAUAACUUCAAGGCUGCAUCGACUCUGUGUGGUUGCCUCCGUGACGCUUUGUCAUCCUGUUCGAAGGGAGAACACCACUACGCCAAGGACCACAUCAUCAACUCGUACGGACUGGCCUUGACGGAACUCUUUUGGGAUAACAGUGCGUCCAUGCCCCAGGCCGUAUCUUCCGCUUGGACUACAACGACAAUCAAGGUUAAUGAUACUGACGGCAACCCUACCCUAACACCUGCAUUGCAAAGCGGCGCUGCCGUAAUGCUGCCCCUCGGUGCCUUGCUUCUCCUCCUGAUCGCCCUAUCAGGCAUAUAUGCCGUGUAGCCCAGCGCAUUCUAGUACGGAAUAUCUUUCAGAAACAACCGCGUGUUGAAGCGCGGUGUUUGAAUGAACAUGAUGAAUAUGUGUCGCCGAUAGGCGAAAUAAAUAGACAUUAUCGGCCCUACAAAGGCACCUGUGAGUGAUUACCUUGACACUGUUUAAAAAUGGGGCCUAGAAACAACGAUCCAUUGUGCCACUCGCGAAGAAUUUUUGGUUGAUAACCAUACGGUUUCUUGCAUCGACCAGAUAAACGUGUGGUGAUGCAGUCUAGUUGUAAUUUCCACAGUAGUGCAAACAAAAUUAGCUGAUCACUGCUUCAUUUACACUGCCCUAGUACAGUCAUCUGUUGCCAUUGCUUCUAGCACCUCCAAGAAAGAAAUUGCAUUAACUGAUUCAAGGUUGUCUGAUAAUCUAGUCCAACAAUAUGCUCGGCACAGUUUUCUAUCAACCAUGCCGCCAUGUGAAAUUUAUGAAAAAUUCGCUCCUCUUUUCGAUGACUUCAGGAUAGCAUCUACUCGAAUUAUAACAGUUAAACUGCACAGCGCUGAGGAUGGUUGGCUGUGAGCAGAAAUUCUUGCGGCUAUAAAAGAAAAAAGAUAUGCUUUGGAGUCUGUGUCACCGAGCCUCUAACUCCAACACAAUUUGUUUAUAAUUUAAGCUUUGCAGAAACAAACUUAAUGCAGCUAUUCGCCUCGGUAAACGUAACCACUUUCGCAAAAUGUUAUGGGACUCCCGGUUUGAUAGCCGCAAAAUGACGUCAGAGGUGCUGGUCUGAAACAACGUAACGAUAACUACUUUCUUUCCCACUUUUCAUCUGAUAGCCAGCGUAUAGCAAAUGAUCUUAAGGAUUUUUUUUCUAGAAUAUCAGGUUUCACCAGACCACAUCCGGAUUCAUGUACAUUAAAAACAAGUAACCUGCACUCGACUUAUCUACCGCUUCUGACUGAUUGUGGCCUAAAACGAAUUCUUCCUAUUCUUAAACUCGUCAAGUCCGUAGGUACCAAUGGCACCUCCAUCAUUGAGCUUCGAAGAAACCAUUGCUACAUCAACGCCGCUUUGAGAGCAAUAAUUAAUCACUUCUUGGUCAUGUGGCGUUAAUCCAGUCAGGAUGAGAAUGGCAAUCAUUAUACCACUCUAUAAGAAAGGAUCUAGAGGCAAAGUUGAAAACUAUCGCCCAAAUCAGUUUUAACUUGCAUGACAUAAAUUUUAGAGAAAUCAUGUUGCUCACUAUGAAUAGCUUCCUUUAUACCAGCAGCAUGUUGUGACCGUGGUAAUACGGCUUUAUAAAAGGCAAAGGCACUCAGGCGAGUUUGGAUUAUUGUUACGAUUUCCUGAAUUUCUGCUUAGAAAGUAACCAGGUAGCGUGCACAUCGUUUCUUGAUCUAAGCAAGGCAUUUGACAGUGCCUGCCAUGGCCUAUGGUUAACAAAGCUCUCGAUGAUGGGAUUCCGUGGUUUAUCUCUACUAUUUCUCAAUAAUUUUCUCCGGGACCGGUUUCCGUACGUCUCAGUUCAAAAGUGGGACGUACUGUUCAAAACGAAGCCGGUGUUACACAAGGUGUACAGUAUAAAGCUCUCUGUUAUUUAACAUUUACAUUCAUGAUCUGUCUAAUAUAAUCCCCAUUAAAAUAUUUCAGUAUGCAGACGAUACAGUGUUAGUUUCUCGUGCAAAUCAAUAUUCUGAUGCUGCUUCUCAGUUACAAGAAGCAGCAACGAAGGCAAUCGACUAGUUCGCGACAAAUUCAAUCUACAUUAGCGUAUUAAGAACGCCAUGGGUCUGCUUUCGAAGCCCUUUAAAGAGAAUAUACCUGACUAGGGAAAUUAUAUUACAAAAUUUGCAUUCUAAUCCAUGCUCUUCCAAUCUUAUCGACUACACAUCAUCCGUAAGAUAUAUCGGUUGUGUUGUGACCGCGAUCUUUAAUGGAAUUCGCAUGUUUCUUGUGUUUGUCCGAGGAUUCGCUCAGUGCUUUGCUUGCUCUAUAAAACCCGUUACCUCAUGCCGAUAUCAGUCAGAAAAACCACAGCCCAUGCGUUGUGCUACAGUGCAUGCAGUUCGAUAUGGGGUUACUGCCUACGGUCAUUGCGCUCUUCGUUGCCAAAAAAAAAUUAACUCACUUAUGGGCUACAUUUUGAUAAUUGUAGGUUAUGACUUCUCUUGAAGGCAACACCGACAUAUUCUCACGAGUAUGAAACAAUUUACACGUUGCAUUUACAAAGCGUAUAUACACAGCUGCCGAGAAUCCUGAGAGGCUCUUGCCACUUCGUCCUCUUCACCGUCGACGACCUUGUCCUCUUUCUCCACCAUAACACGAAUCCCGGCAGAAAAAGCACCGUCCCGGUGCUUUUUCUGCAUCCAUGAGUCCUGGCGAACCACGGACUGGAUCAGCGAUAUCGUCUCAGCAGUGUUGUUCCAAAGUGUCUGUUGAGGCGAUGCAGGAAACGUUGCUUCGAUUUUGCGGCGUACAAUUCGGGUCACGUUUUCGCUUGGAGGUGGCGAGCUAGAUUGGUCGGUGGGGUUGGUACAAGAAGAGGUCGCUGCAGUACUUGGAAGCCGUGUAAACUGCUUGUAUGUACGGGGACUCUUCGUCUGCUGGAAACGGCGGCAAUCCUUCAUGAUGUCGUCGACAUUCGUCAAGUUUCUAAAGACCAGGAGGUUGAAUGCGUCGUCCGCGAUGCCUUUGAUAAUGUGUCCAACCUUCUCUGCUUCUGGCAUGGACGUGUCCAUAUUAUGGCAGAGGGCUAGGACGUCCUGAAUGUGGGGAGACAUACGACUCGGUAGCAGUUUGGGCCCGCGUGGCGAGUUGUUGCUUGGCGGCUAGUUGUCGACCGGUCGGAUUACCAAAAACGUCGGACAGCUUUUUUUUGAACAAGCCCCAGCUGGUGAGCUCUUCCUUGUGCGUGUAAAACCACUUUCGUGGCGUUCCGUCCAGGUAGAACACGACAUUCGCCAGCAUUAUAGUUGGAUCCCACCUGCUCAUCUUGCUGACGCGCUCGUACAUCUUCAACCAUUCUUCCACGUCAACACUUACGAGGCCAGUGAACUUGCCGGGGUCUUGCGGCUGAGGUAGGGCAACGUACUGGGUAUGCGUAGUCGGUAUUGCAGCUGCAGAUGCGGUGCCUUCCACUGGAAGCAUCGUCCCAGGCUGGGUGAGACGUCCGCUGCGGAGCUCCGUGCCGAAGACGCGUACCCCGCACGUCCACUACAAUGUCACAAGUAUAAAACUAUUGACACGUUGUAUUUACAAAGCGUAUAUACACAGCUGCCGAGAAUCCCGAGAGGCUCUUGCCACUUCGUCCUCUUCACCGUCUUUUCCUCUUUUUCCACCGUAACAAUAUUUUAAGGUAUUAUCAAUGCAUGAUUUUUCUUCGGUUUGGCUGCAUAGCAUAGCCCUGAGAGAUUUCUGGGACAAUAGUUUCAAGAUACCUCAUACCCCCUUGCCUUAGACCAAAAUGGCGUUAUCAAAUACCUCGAUGUGCACCAAAAUACCACAAAAGAAUGCCCGAAUGCUAUGUUCCGGCGUUGUUUAAUUAUUUACAUUGUAACGCGCUGCAGUCAACAUAAAAAUAUAAGCUCAAGAAAGCACCAAAACGGGUGGAUUUCAGCGGUUAUAACGCACAAAGGAAUAGAUCUCACUUACCUCCAUCAGUAUUACGCCUAUAGAGUGGCUUUGGUUAAAAAAGUGACCAGAACGUUUGUUUCUGCAAAUGUUUUAUUGGCGCAUUGCUGGUUCUUUAACUCAUUUUGUUGUUUAUAACCAUGUACUAAUUUUUUUAUUGUUCCAUGCAAAGUAAUCGUGUGGCGCGGUGAUAAAUGUACGCGCCAGAUGUACUUCUAAAACAUGUUUGUGGUCAUAUAUGUACAUGCAGUACAGAUAUAUAUAUAUACACCUUUAUUCGCUUUUGAUAUUUUUUUGCUUCUUAUGUUUUUUUGCACCAAUGAUAUUGUAACAGUUUUUAUGCAGCCUGUCACGUUCUGCCCGUCAAGCCCAAUGUGUCUUUGUCAGGCCUGAUGAAUGUAUUAUGUUUUCGAAGAAUAAUAGAAGAGUUUAUUAUUAUUGUUAUUUACGCCAAUUUUCUAUUCCUUCAAGCACUUGUGAAAACUGUGAUCUUGCGAGAUGUACCGGUGCCGUAAAAGUUCGCUGAAACUCCAAACCUGCAACUACACCAGCGGCGUAGCCAGAAACAUUUUUAGGGGGUAGAUGGGAGGUACCCACUUGGCUGGUCACGACGAGGUUGAGGGGUGGAGAGAGGGAUGGGCUGGCCAAAUACUAACAAAGAUAUUUCUGGAAGGAUAAGUGCACAGUGUGCCACGCCUCGGUUACGUAAUUGAACAAACGUAACCAUUUCGUUUUUGCGUCCGUUUAUCUAAACUUAUUUCUCUAGACCUCGAAUUUAGUGCCAUUGUUUCACUUUCUUUUGUUUAUGCUGGAGGACAGUAAAAACUUAAAAUGUUUGUUUUCUAAAGCAAGAUGCGAUUGAAUAGAUUACUUUAAAACAAUAUCGCUGAUGUGCGCUAAAGCAGAUUUUCUUUUGGUUUGCGAAAGAAACAGGAUACAAUGGCCGAUACGCAUAUGAUAUCAGCAGCAAUGUGAAAAAAAAAAUUCCCACGUGAGGAACUAUUCCAAGUGUAAGCACGCGAAACGCCGAAUACUCUAUACUGAAGCGGAUCUCGCCGACUGUAAUCUGCCGUUCAUUAGUAAACCUAGCUGCGAUAACCGCACCAAAGUCCGCGAAGCGGGGAAUGACGUGGAACUCAAAAUACUUCUCUUUUCUCUUACACGGAGAUCUCUUGAGACAGUAUCGUUUAGUCCGCCAGUUCUCAGUAGGUUGCACGUGGUCCAGGCUGGAGCCCCUCAAGGAGCCGCUCGUCCUUAUCCUGAUUGGAGUGAUGUAUAUGAGAAAAUACUGUAAUCGAUGCAUCGAAGACUUGGUCAUUACGAUGCCAGAAAGUGCUACUGUCUGAUGUAGGCAGUCAUCUAAAAACAAUACAAAAGGGGUGUGGGGGUACAUUUUGUUUUACAGGAAUUUCCACGGAGGUUUAUUUGGGCAUAGCACAGCACGAAGGGUUGAAUACUCGGGCCAUAAAUUAUGUCGCAUCAAGUAAUGCCACGAAACUUCCGAUGCGAGUCUAUUUUAUUUGUAUUUAAAUAAAGCACUCUGUCUGUCUCUC